AUGUACACGCUCAACUCUACUUCUAUGCGCCGAUCCCAGCAUUUGCCACAGAAGCAGCACGAAGAGAAACCAUUACGGCAAGUAGCGCAGGCGUCAUCGCCUCAUGGGGGAAUAGAUGGUACGAAAGGUCUUAACGUUCCUCCUUUUGCACCAGAAUUUAUUCAUGGCAAUCCAUUGCCGGUGCCUUUGAGCACUGCUCACUCCACUGGAGUCGAUAUAAAAUGGGCGCCGUCACCGGUAGCACCAAAACCGCCCCCACCGGUUGGCAUGAACACAUACGGAGCGGCGGAUCCAUUGGGCACCAGCUGGGAAACGACAAAAAAGGCAGGGACAAAUUCAGUCUCGCCAGGUGUUUUACUGCGACAGCAGAGGGUGCAAGAAGAACUUGCUCAGGAGAAACUUAGGGUUCAGCAGGAGAUUGCUCUUCAGCAACAGAGGUUACAGCAACAAGAACUCUCUUUGCUUUGCCUCUCUCAGCGGCAAGGAGAUGAGCGUGGGCUGAUACAGCAGCUGGCAAAGUUAAAGCAGCAGCAGCAGCAGCAGCAGCAAAGGACGCAUGCUCCGGUUUCUUCACUGCACCACUUAAGCCGGCCGCAGUUCAAUCAGCAGCAGCAGUCAGUUCAAUUACAGCAACAUCAGCGACAACUGAGACAGCAGCAGUCAAUAAUGACGCAAGAGGGAAUUUUGCCGUUGGGCGAGCAAUGGAUAGACUCGAAAGCAGUGGCGCAUUCAUUGCCUCAGCCAUCGCAACAACAAGGGGGAGUACGGCGAGGCAAUCGGGAUUUUGGGCUCCAGCGCCAGCAGCAGAUCUACAGAAACCAAUCAAUGGGACGGAAGUGGGAGCCCAUAAGCGAAGUUGAAUUUGGUCACAGAACUGGGUCUGGUGAUAACCGGAAGGAUAGUCCUUGUGGAGUGAACGGCGCAGGAACGGUAAAUCAUAUAUUGCCAUCCCUUUCUGAUGAGGAGAUUUUGCACAAGUUUAAAAGCCUUUACGCCCUUCAAACCGAUGACGAGGGGGGUGCAGAGCACCUUCGGGCGCAAGCGAGCACUGCGAUUGGCGUUGUGGGGACUCUUGACGUUGAAAAGUGCCGAAAACUGAUUCGGGACCACGACGUCACAAUUGUUGUGACAGACACAGGCACAGGCAAAAGUACGCUCAUCCCAAAGGCCAUCCUCGAUGGACAGCCGGAUGCCAAGGUGGUAAACGCCCAACCAAGACGCACGCCCGCAAUUAAAUUGGCACAACGCGUCGCCGCAUUGUACGGCGAGAAGGUUGGAAGAAAGGUGGGCUACUGGGUGCGGGGGGAACACGUGGGAACGUUAGGUGAAACCCCAAUUAUGUAUGUGACAAAUUACACUCUUUUUCUACACUUGAUUCACAAUUCUCCUAAUGAUAUUGGCAUUACACACGUUAUAUUUGAUGAAUUUCACGAGCGUACUACCGAGGUUGAGGUACUUCUUCUUAUGAUGAAGCUCGUGAUGCUACGUAAUCCGGGAAAAUUAAGACUGGUGCUUUGCAGCGCCACCGCAGAGGUAUCUAAGUGGAAUUGUUUCUUUGAGAAUUUGUCAGUAGCUGAAUAUUCCAAAGCCAAUGCCAUGUAUCCCAUUCAUGAUUAUUACUUGGAGGAUGUUAGCAAACUUAUUGGCAUGACUUUUGUUGAGCCAAGUACAUGUCCUACGGGAGUUGUGCAAUCUAUUCAGCUUCAUACCAUUAUUUUGAUGCUGAAGGAGAUGUUAAAAUUUUUGGCGAACACAGCAGCACCGCAACACAGCAUUCUUGUUUUUGUGCCGGGUCGUACAGUUGUGGAACAGAUAUCUUUGUGGAUUCGGAACAAUCUGGGCGAUCAGUUGGACCCUAUUCCAUGGUACCGUGAUAUUGAGCUUGGGUUCAUUCAGGAAGCACUUCAGCGGGAGUCUGUUACAAAAAAGAAGGUCUACGUUGCCACAGACAUAGCCGAGGUGUCUUUGACUUUGCCAGAUGUUGUGUUUGUCAUUGACUCCGGCACGGCUAAGAGACCGCAUAUUAUUGAGACCAACCCCAACUCGGUGGCAUUUCCGCCUCUGGAACUUGUUUGGGAAAGUUCGGUAAAUAUGCUGCAGCGCCGUGGCCGUAUUGGACGGGUGCAACAGGGGUUUUUCUUUACUCUUUUGUCCCGAAAGCAGGCGCAACAGUUGUCUCCAAAUGAAUCUCGCUUGGGGAAUGCCGUAUUGCAUGAAAUUGUGCUUCACUGCCUUCACUUGACACCCUCACCAUUUCUAAUGUUUUCCUUAUGUCGUGAAAAGCCUCGGAAGGUAAGUGUGGAAUUGAGUCUUUCAACGCUCUGUGAUGGUGGGUAUAUUGUGCCGGAGGGGGAUUGUGGAUCAUUGAUUGAGGCAAUCGAUAACACCAUAAAUCACCGUGUGAAGGACGCAUGGAGUGCGCUUAUUGCGGAUGCAUAUGCGUCCAGAAAGGAUGAUAAUGACGUGUUGGGUCUCCCGUUGGCUCAACAUCGCUUUAAAUUGUCUCUGCGUGGGCUGAUUGUUGGGGGGCUUCCCCUUGGUGUGGAGCCGGGCACUAUUGUGUUCAGCGGGCUCAUUAUGGGUCUUACGACACUUUCUGUUAUUGCUGCAUCUUGCGUCUCCUGCAACACACCCUUCUAUGUGCCGUACAAUGCGACGGAUAAGUUACAGCGGUUACAUCUUUUGAAUGAGGUGGAGAAAUUUAUGCGAAUAUUUAAGGGGGAAUACUACAACGAUGCACUUUCUGCCGUUGGCGCAGUCAUUGCUUACAUGGCGAUGCAGCGUGAGGGUAUAUCGGAAGAGGGGCAGAACGCAUGGUGUGAAGAACGAUAUUUGAGCCGGGCUCGUAUUACAGAUAUUCUUCUUGUAGCAAAGCAAACAAGGGAACAACUUGCCGCUAUAGUUCCCUUUGAAGACGUUACAGAUGUGGAUGAGUUAAUGGAGCAGUAUAAUGAAAAUGCAUUAACACUUUCUUUUAUUUGUUCAGCAGCUCACAUGCACCACGGCAUUUAUGUGCUUUUUGAUGCGGGUGUCGCACAGAAGAAGGGAUAUGCCGGAAGUGGUGUAUUUGUGAACAUCAAUUGUUGUAGGGAUCGAUCGGUGCCAACCACGUGCCCAUGGGAACGCGACACGGUGUGCAUCCCUUUUACCGUACAAACUGUUUACGGGCGUCUUUUGGGUUCGUUCUCCUCGCAGCUUAAGCCAGAGGUGUUUAACGUCAUGCUGUUGUUGCUAAGCAGUCGCUUUGUCUACGAGGAAAUCCAUGAGGACGCGGAGUCAGUUACGUUUGAGGUGGCCCAAAGCGGUAGUUGUGUGUACAUCAACAGCGAUAGGAUAACCGCAUUGCAGUUGCUACAGCUUCGACGGUUGAUGUGUGCCAGACUGUGCGUGCUGCAUUUUCUUAUGCAACAUGAGGCGGCACCCAGCGAUAAUGACGCGAUAGCAGAGCAUUUGCUGAGGACGGGGAGUGACUUUGGCAUACCGCCAGGCAUGGAGCAGCAACCACAUCUCCUCUCUUUCAUGAUUACUUCUUCCUUGACGAAGGUGGUUCAACGAAUUGGGGCGACGAUUUCCACGAAUUGCGACCGGAGGGUGUCCGGUGUUCCUGCAAAUUCGCAGCCCUUCUGCAGGGUUACCGAGCGUCCAGCGCACUUUCACCCUACGCGGCAGUCAGCCCUUCUGUUUUCAAGCAACGGUUGUGCGCCGUAUGAGUGCCCAGCAGGUGCAAUGACGCCAGUUUACCGUGAUCCGCAAGCAAACUUAAUUGCAUAG
Messenger RNA from Trypanosoma cruzi, 3771 nucleotides. Its product is annotated as helicase, putative. The record is from RefSeq and is a predicted model, not a curated record. The transcript has a single exon. Gene Ontology annotation, cellular component: intracellular anatomical structure; spliceosomal complex. Lineage: Eukaryota; Euglenozoa; Kinetoplastea; Trypanosomatida; Trypanosomatidae. The coding region runs from base 1 to 3771 and encodes 1256 amino acids. Gene Ontology annotation, biological process: mRNA splicing, via spliceosome. Gene Ontology annotation, molecular function: RNA binding; ATP binding.